CCUUGCUUGAGCGCUGUUUUCAUUUACUUAUUGUGUUGUCGCCCAAAAGCAUUGAAGUCCUGUCUUCAACCUAAGGGGGCUGUAUAAUUCAAGAAUUCCACUAUUUUACUGGGCGACAUGACCAUUCCAACAUUCCACUGGUCAGAUUAUCUAAUCUUUGCUAUUUCCCUCGUCUGCUACUCCCUUAUCGGGAUAUAUCAUCGAUACAAUGAAGUGAUUUUGGGGAAAAUUUCCUGUUUUCGUGGUGUUAAUUAUAAAUCGAAGAAAAAGAAAAUGGACGUCGAGGAGCUGUUUCUAGGUGAUCGUAAAUUAACACUUCUGCCUAUUGUCGCCAGUGUGAUGGCCAGCUUUUUGUCUGCAGUCGGUAUUCUAGGUACCGCGUCUGAAGCGUAUAAAUUUGGUGUACAGUUUAUAUUAUUAGUUGGGGGUUAUUUAAUAGCCUUUCCAGUGGCAGCAUAUGUCUACAUGCCGGUGUUUUAUAAACUAAGAUUGAGCAGUGCUCACGAAUACCUUCAGAUGAGAUUUGGAAAACCUGUCCGAUGGAUAGCUUCUUUAAUAUUUAUAUUACAAAUGACAGUGUAUAUUGCGCUUGCAUUGUAUGCUCCUGCUUUGGCAUUUAGUCAAGUUAGCGGUCUGCCUAUAUGGGUAUCAAUACUGUCUACUGGCACGGUUGCUACAUUUUACACAGCUAUUGGUGGUAUUCGUGCAGUUGUCUGGGUAGAUCUUUUCCAGCUUAUUAUUCUUAUCGGAGGAUUUUGUAUCAUCACAGUCUUAAUUACUCUUAAAAUUGGCGGUUUAAAACCGUUAUGGGAUAAAGUAUUAGAGGGUCAACGUGUUCAAUCCUUUGAUUUUAGUUUUGACCCUUUUAAACGCCAUACAUUUUGGACAUUAAUAUUCGGUGGUUCUGGAUUAGUUCUAAGUAUAUUCGGUGCUAAUCAAACACAAAUUCAACGAUAUAUGGCUUGCCGUGACUUAAAAACUGCUCGCAGAGCCAUUCUGCUGAAUAUUCCCUUGACAAGUGUAUUCUUAGCCUUUCAACUGUUCACCGGUUUAGCUAUUUAUGCUUAUUUUUCUGGCUGUGAUCCAGUUAAGAGUGGAUUAAUUAAAAAUUAUGAUCAAAUACUACCAUACGCUGUAAUGGUUUUAUUCGAUGGAGUUGUACUUGUUCGAGGAGUAUUUCUGUCAGUUAUUUUUGCAGCUGCCUUAAGUACUGUGUCUUCGGGUGUGAACAGUUUGGCUAAUGUUUCUCUGGAAGAUAUAAUACGUCCGUUAUAUAUUCAUUGGAAAGGUGUUGAUAUUUCGGAGAAAUGGAAAUAUCGAGUUGCCUUAUACUUAGGUUUUAUAUUUGGUAUUUCAACAGUUGGUUUAGCAUUUAUCUUCGCUUUAUCCAGUUCACAUAUUCUACAAAUAUCAUUCGCUUUAUUUGGAGCUAUCGGUGGUCCAAUAUUAACUGUAUUCACCGCUGGCAUACUUUUCCCUUGUAUUAACGCUAAAGGUGGAAUCUGCGCAUUAGUCAGCAGUUUUGUAUGCGGUCUAUGGUUGUCAAUAGGAGCUACUUUCAGUUAUUCAGCAGACAAUAGAAGUUAUUUACCAUUAUCAAUUUCCAAUUGCUCCUUCGACAUUCUACAAAAUGCGUCAUCUAGUGUAAAUGCAGCAGGUGCAAAAUGGUCAUUUUAUUCCCUGUCAUACCUUUACUAUUCGCUGGCAUGUCUGAUUGUUGGAAUCUCUUUAGGGUUGCUGGUCAGUGCAUUUUCAGGCACCUGGAGACUAAUAGAAGAAAGAAGGAUGGUGAAACAAAAGAUUCUCCAGUGAAUCGACGAGCAACAAAAACAGGAGUUGAAUGCAAGCUGCAAUAAACUGAACAAAAGAGUAAAGAAAAGUGCUAGGGAAGACAAAAGGCAAUAUUAUGAAGCUAUGGUUUCAACAGUCGAUCUCCAGUUAAUCCUAGAUUAUUAGCUUGGCAAGCUCGUGCAGUCUACCGACACUUACCUAGUUGUUUCCCAUCACAAACAGCGAGUGACGAGGUAACGUGUAAAAACAGAAUUUCUCCCGACACGUGUAUACACCAUCAACUAAGUAAUCCAUAUGAAGACGGCAUGAGUGUGAAAACAGUCAACGGGAAAAAACACUCAUCUGGGGAAGGUGAUAUUAUAUCAGUUGGACAAUUUAUUCCCAACUAAGAUUACUAACCACUUCAGAAUUGCAUCCUGAAUAUGGCAGUUUAUCAAACAAUGAUAAACAAUAUCUCAAGUACUAUUUUUUUUACUUAAAGACGAUUUAUUAUUUUCAUUAUGUAUAGAUAAUAUGUACUAGUGAUGUCAAUUCACAAGAACAUGUUCAAGCUAAACACUGACAACACUAUUCAUCUAUUUUAGAUGUUCAUAAUCAAUACAAGAGGCU
Molecule: messenger RNA, 2400 nt
Organism: Trichobilharzia szidati
Lineage: Eukaryota; Metazoa; Platyhelminthes; Trematoda; Strigeidida; Schistosomatidae
Source: the annotation of a GenBank genome assembly